Capronia epimyces CBS 606.96 is the source of this 1254-nucleotide messenger RNA. RefSeq lists its product as uncharacterized. NCBI's taxonomy places the organism in Eukaryota, Fungi, Ascomycota, Eurotiomycetes, Chaetothyriales, Herpotrichiellaceae. The transcript is spliced from 2 exons. The record is from RefSeq and is a predicted model, not a curated record. Gene Ontology annotation, molecular function: oxidoreductase activity, acting on paired donors, with incorporation or reduction of molecular oxygen; heme binding; monooxygenase activity. Bases 1 to 1254 code for a protein of 417 amino acids.
AUGUACAAGCGACCGAUCGCGAGUACAUACUCACUCAGCUCGCUGAAAGGUUACGAGCCGUACAUCGACGGCAUGAUCGAGAAGUUCAUGGGCAUCCUCGACCAACAUGAUGCGUCGAACGAACCGAUCAACAUGAGCAAUUGGCUGCACUAUUGGGCGUUCGACAUGAUCUCCAAGAUGUCGUUUGGCGAGCCCAUCGGCUUCCUCGACCACGGUAGUGAUUUCAACGGGAUGAUCAAGAGCCAAAAACGGUUCUUCCGCUACAUCAGCAUCGUCAACAACAUGCCGAUCCUGGACUCGCUGCUCAAGCGCAAUCCAUUCCUGAAACUGGUCAAGCAGAAGCCCAGCAUGUUCUUCACCUUCACCAAGCGCAUCGUGACGGAGCGCAUCGCCCAGGCCGAGAGAGAGAAGGACAAGAAGGAAGACCCUGAAGCUGAAGCGUCCAGUCCAGGUCCGGCCGCUCAUCACCACCGCGAUAUGCUGGGGAGCUUCAUCGAGGCGAGGAAGACGUACCCACAGAUCAUGACCGACCUGCGCAUUGCCCAUCUCUCCACCACCAAUGUCGUGGCGGGCGCCAACGACAGCGCGAGCUCCAUGGAUAAAGUCAUCCACUACCUGGCCGGCCACCCGGACGCCCAAGAGCGGUUGUACAACGAGAUCACCAGCGUCGUCAACGGGACGGCGACGGCCGUGAAGGAGAAGGACAGCAGGGAGAAGGACAAGGACAGCAAAACUGAAGGCGAAGGCCCCGCCGCGCUCGAACUGGCGCUCAAGAUGCCCUUUCUCGAGGCCAUCGUCCUGGAGUCAUAUCGCACGUUCGGCGUGCCCUCGAACAACAUGGAGCGCAUCGUGCCCCAGUCAGGCAUGCGUCUGCCCAACGGCGUCCAACUGCCGCCGGGCGCCGUGAUUGCCAUGAACGCCGCCUCGAUGGCCAUGUUGCCGCACAUCUUCGGCGCCGACGUCAAGGAGUUCAAUCCCGACCGAUGGUUCCAGGCUCCCACGGAGAGUGACGCCGAGUACGCAUCGAGAAGGCAUGCCAUGGACCGGGCCGCAGGUAUGGUGUUUGGCCAUGGAAGCCGCGGUUGCAUUGGCAAGAACGUCGUGCAGCUGGAAAUGUUCAAGCUUUGGGCCUCUUUGGUGAGGGUCUACAGGGUAAGUUUAAGUCUGGCAGGUCGUCUGGUGCGGGAGAUGCUCCUGCUUUCCCCUAUGAUUUGCGUUUGUAUUGACCAUCCAAUCCUCUUUACUACCCACUAA